GCUCGUAUAAAAGCCAGUGUCGUGCCUCGCCAUGGCAGGAACCGGCACACGGCACCGCAGACCCAGAAAGAUGAAGCUUCAACUUCUGUUGGUGGCGGCCUGCCUGUGUGCGGUCUCGGAUGCUUGGAUUCCGAAGAAACUCCUCAAGAAGUAUGCCAUGAAAAAGAUCAUGGGGAGCUGCUUCGGUGACCAGCUGAUCAGCGACAUCAAGCAGGAGGUCAAGGCCGCGUGUGACAAGUGCCACGGUGAAGCUGGACCCGAGCUGCCGCAGCUGCGCAGCCAGCUGGCCUCCGUGUUCAGCACGGCGGAGACGGCCCGGUCCAGCAACUACCAGCAUGCCGUGCAGUACGUGCCCGUGCCGGCCGCCUACCAGUUCCAGCCGGUGACGUACCAGUACCAGCGCCGCUGGAAGAGAAGCCACCACGGAUCCAUCACGCCGGAGAAACUGGAGGCGAUGCGCGUCAAGGCGUCCUCCAUGAUCGGCAACAUCACCUGCGUCAUGAGAGAGAUGAAGAUGCUGGACAGCAACAACCAGGUGGACUUCGCCUCCAUCAAGAAGCGCAUCAUGGAGCUGCCGCUGCCCAAGGAGCUGGUGGACGAUAUGUGCGAGGGUAUGGAUCACUGCCGCGACUUCGCCUCUUGCAUUCCCAGCCAGGUCUUUGAGAAGUCUCCCAUCAUGGCCGGCUUCGGCAAGCAGAUGGCGUUCUUCAAGUGCUUCAAGAUGGCGAAGGUCGAGUCGUGCAUGAAGCAGGACUUCCGCGAGGACUACUACCCGAUGCUUCUGCGCAGCGGACUGGACUUGGGCGAAGACGAGAGCUUCCAGACCAUCGUCACCUCCAUGAUGCUGGAGGAGGCCGGAGACAUGUGAACGCCUCCAGGAUAGCGGGCUGGGCCCAGCUCGGGGUGCACAAGAGCUGCGAUGCGUACCGCCGGGCGCGGAUGCACACAUUGAAUGUCUCUGGCUGUUCUGUGGCAUUUGUGUUGGUCCUCCGGAAUCAUUUUCCGGACGGAUUUGUCAGUUCGGUCAUUUUCUGGUGUGAUCUAGACGCAUACAGCUGUUGGAAUCUA
This is a messenger RNA of Pollicipes pollicipes, 1068 nucleotides long. RefSeq lists its product as uncharacterized. The record is from RefSeq and is a predicted model, not a curated record. The transcript has 6 exons. Lineage: Eukaryota; Metazoa; Arthropoda; Thecostraca; Pollicipedomorpha; Pollicipedidae. Bases 32 to 868 code for a protein of 278 amino acids.